Beta vulgaris subsp. vulgaris (sugar beet) is the source of this 4899-nucleotide messenger RNA. RefSeq lists its product as hypothetical. The coding region runs from base 1800 to 4607 and encodes 935 amino acids. Lineage: Eukaryota; Viridiplantae; Streptophyta; Magnoliopsida; Caryophyllales; Amaranthaceae. The record is from RefSeq and is a predicted model, not a curated record. The transcript is spliced from 4 exons.
CACUCCAUAUUUUAAGUAAUUAUGUUUACUUGUUUUUUUAAUUAUUGAUUUAUCAAUUACUUUUAAUCUCAUCCACAUGAAUCUUGGUCUUUGGGAAUAUUAUGAAUUUUGGGGGUUCAAUUUUGGAUUUUUUUAUACUUGUGUAUAAGAAGGUUUCCGAUGCAAAUUCUGUGUCUUGCCUUAUGAACCAAAUCCAUGACAUCUUUUGGACAUGAAUGCAUUGCUCUUAAGACAUUAUAUUUCACAGCCUCAAUCUUUUUACUGAAUUAUAUAUAUGAAUUCGCCAUUCAUCACAUCAUGCUAUCCCAUAUAUAAAUUCACAAACGUUACUUUGAUCAUUUUUCUUACAAAUACAUAGAAAACCAAUAUAAGCAUAUGAUAUGUUGAAUUUUUCUGAACGUAUAUUUUCAAAAUAUUAAUUUUUACAAUUUUUACUAAUAGAUAAUUGAAAAUAUUCAUGGUUAAAAUGUAAAUUAACAAGUGUAUCAAAUCAAAAUGGAGCAUUUAAGAUAUCCAAUAAUGAGAAACUCCUAUAUUAUAACUCUAAUAUCCAUUUAGUGCGUAGCAUAACAGCUUUCUUAAAAUAUUUUAUGAAAAUAACUUUCCAAAUAAAGCACACGUUCCUAUAUUUUUGUUGAAAAUCACCAAAACUCGCUAUUUUUUUCCAAAAUCACAAAAAAAAUAUUGUAAAAAGCUUAUAUAGACUUGGUCCACAUUAAUACAUGUGAUUUAUGAAAAAAAAAAAGAAUCACUGUAUAAAAAGAAAAUAGAUAUAAACAAAUAAAAGUAGAUAUGAAUGGUAAAGGGGGACUUUGUGAGAAAAAAUGUUAUUGUCAUAAAGUAAAAAUUUCGUUAUGAUAAACUAAUGUAAGAAAGGGUGAUCGUAUCCAAAAAAGAUUGUUACUAUGCUAGAUAUAAUAGAUUAGUGUAAGUUAAGAUUUUAUAAGGUCGCAAUGUAAAAAAAAAAGGUCACUAUGUCAUAUGGCUGACUUUAAUCCACAAUAAUAUUAAUGUGGAUCAGGUCCACGCUGGUCAAAAAUGUUAGUUUUGCAUAUAACGGUUGUAAAUUAGGACAGCCUCGUCGAUUAAUAGAGAUAAAUUCUAAGAUAAAAAAAAAGCUUUUGGUCCAAUGGUAGUCUUUCUAAGUGGUAAAACAAGGUCCCCUCAAAAAAAAAAAAAAAUGUGGUAAAAGAAGAAAUCUUUGUGCUCUUAGUUUGUUAGAAGCAGUAAUUUGAUACUCCAUAUACCACCUUCAAGGAAGAUACUGGAAAUGUAAGGAACAAGAAUUAUUAGUAAAGAUAGCUAGAUCCAUACCAAAAAAAAAAAGAAAGAACUAGCCCAUUUUCACGGCAGCAAAACUGGCUUUGAAAUUAGUGAGUUUGAGUUAGAUGCUGUAUGAGAAAUAGUGAAGAUAAAGCAUUGUUUUCCUUAACAAAUUAAAUUUUAUUUAACAAAUAUUUAGGCAUAAGUAGCUGUUUAGACCCAUGUGAGCUAGGAUAGCAAUCCUCAUGAAUUCUUCAUAUUUGCUUUGAAACGCAAUUUCCACACUUAUUUAAGCUAGCUUACACACGUUCUGUUGCACUUCAUAUGACAAAGCACAACACUUUCAAUACUUCUUUCAUUAACUAACUCCUUUUUUGUAUCCCUAGUUAUCUUUCUUUCCUCAUUCUUGUUGUUGCUUUGUCAAUGAUUACAUUGCAGCAUUCACAAGUGUAACGCCAAUCUCAGCUGCAUAAUAUCAGUAUAGUUGAUACGUACUAAUUAAGGUACUGAAUUUUUUCUUAAAACGAAUUUGGAAAAUGGGUAUUUACAAGAACUCAAGUGCAAAUGCCAAAAGCGGAGAUUACCUAGAAGGAAUGUUAAGUGAUUAUGUAGGAACAAAGGGGAAGCUGAAAACCCCUAAGAGUAACUCCAGUCGGCUAGUAACAACACUAACUUGCCUACAAUUCGCAUUCGCCAUCUAUGCAACAUUUCUUUUGUAUUACAUGAGCCCAACAGUUGAUUUACGAACCAAACCAGACUUCUCAUGGGCUACUCAAUUUGCAAAGCAAUGGAAAGACUAUAUCAUUCAACCCCACAUUGUGAGCCACUAUCAAGAAGUCUUUAAUAUGGCUGCAACUGAAAUGCAACCUAUUGCUCCGUCUGAGGUCUGUGAGCAUGAAAAGAUUGACUUUAUGCAGAAGAAGUCCAAUGAUCUUCAAAUGAUCAAGUUGAAGAGAGAGCUUUAUGAUGAAGUGUUGGAGUUUCAGAGCAAGACUUUAGGAACCGAGUCUCUUCUCCAACUAAUGGCAAUGCCAUCAAAGUGGGAUUUGAAGGGACCUAAUAAACCAAAAGUAACAGUUAUUCUAAAUCAUUUCAAAAGAAAAACUCUUUGCGCGCAGCUAGAUUCUUUGCUUCAGCAAACUCUCCCUUUCCACCAUGUUUGGGUACUCGCAUUUGGGAGCCCAAAUGAGAUGCUACUCAGAAGAAUUGUGCAGAGUUACAAUGAUAGCAGAAUUAGUUUUGUCAGUUCUAGUUAUGAUUUUAAGUACUAUGGAAGGUUUCAAAUGGCUUUACAAACAGAAGCUGAUCUUGUGUACAUAGUUGAUGAUGACAUGAUACCGGGGAAGAAAAUGCUUCAGAUAUUGUCUCAUGUUGCAGGCACAGAGAAGUAUAAGAACUCUGUUCUAGGCAGCAUAGGGAGAAUUCUACCUUUCAGACAGAAGGAUUUCUCCUUCCCCAGCUAUAGAAAGUUCCACUCGAAGGAGGCGGGCCUUUAUUUACCCGAUCCAGCUUAUGAUAUACUUGUUGAAAAGGUGGUGCAGGUAGACUUCCUCUCCAGUUCAUGGUUUUUAUCUGCAGAGCUUGUCAAGACUCUUUUUAUUGAGAAUCCUAUGACCUUUAUGACGGGUGAAGAUCUGCAUCUAAGCUAUCAGCUUCAAAAGUACCGGAAUGCUGGCUCAUUUGUGCUUCCUGUUGAUCCAAAAGACAAAGAAACAUGGGGAGAUAGUGAACAUCGGCUUGCUUAUGUGUCCGAAACCACAGUUAUUUUCAAAGAUAUCGUUCAAGUAAGAGACGAUCAGUGGUGGAGAGCCCUUUCAAGCGGAUAUGUAACACAAUGGGCGGCAAUGAACCCACAAAAGAUUGAUGCACUGUUUUAUGCCCAUUCCAUUGAUGAAGUGAAAGUCCUUGCUCCUCUUCUUGAGAAAUUUAGGACUACAGUUGGUAAGAAGGCGUACAUUGUUGUCUCUGGAGGCCAGUACUGUCCUUGUGAAGAUGCUGCUGCUGCUUUAGAUUGGCCAACGUCAGUUUGUAAAGAGAGAAGAUUCAAAAUAUUUGACCUUGGUGUUGGCGCGCUUUUAGGGGUAUCAAAUUCUGAAGUGCCUGUACUGCAAAGUGUUUAUGCUGGCAUGAAAGGGCUCAUUAAAGUUCACAACCCAAGUGUGCUGAUUGCUGUUAACGAUAUUGAUCCUGAUGUGAGAAAAGCUUUGAAAAUGGCUUCCGAGACCAGUAAUAACGGUUCCACAUUUGUUCUUCUACCAAGAACAUCUGUUCCCAAGGUCCUUUGGAUGGCUGAUCUAAGGUCUACUGCAUUGCCAAAUUGGAAUAAGAUGAGGCUUUCAAUCAACAUUAUCACCCAGAACCGUGUUCAUUCUCUCGUAAGGCUUCUUAAAUCACUUAGCAAUGCCUAUUAUUUGGGUGAUGAUGUUCCAAUCACCUUCAACGUAGACAGCAGAGUGGAUGAGGCAACAAUAAAGCUAAUAGGCACAUUUGUUUGGCCACACGGAACAAAGACCCUAAGGAGGAGAAUCAUUCAAGGAGGGCUUAUUCGUGCAGUGAGUGAGAGUUGGUAUCCAUCUUCAGAUGAUGACUUUGGUCUAUUACUCGAAGAUGAUAUCGAAGUCUCUCCUUACUACUAUCUAUGGAUCAAAUAUGCACUCUUAGCCUACCACUAUGACCCACAAGUAUAUUUCCCUGAGCUGUCCUCAAUUUCUCUUUACACACCUCGUUUGGUUGAAGUUGUCAAAGAAAGACCCAAGUGGAAUGCAACUGACUUCUUCAAACAGAUUCAUCCAAACACACCUUAUCUCCACCAACUCCCCUGCAGCUGGGGGGCUGUAUUCUUCCCCAAGCAUUGGAGAGAGUUCUAUGUGUACAUGAACAUGCGCUUCACUGAGGAUGCCAAGAAAAAUCCGGUUCAAAUUCCAAGGUCCAGAACGAAUGGCUGGCAAGCUUCAUGGAAGAAAUUUCUCAUUGAUAUGAUGUAUUUAAGAGGCUACGUGAGUCUGUAUCCUAACUUCCCGAAUCAAGCUAGCUUUUCGACCAAUCAUAUGGAACCCGGAGCUCACAUUAGUGCUAAGGAAAAUGUUGUGAAGCAUGACAAGGAAGAUUUUGAGGUACCACUUCUGGCAGAUGAUUUCAGGAAUUACUUACCUAAUGGUAAGUUGCCUUCGGCCUCUCGAUUGCCCUCGCUUAACCUCUUCAACCAGGCCGUUUCUCUGAAGGGAUUGAAGGCAGCUGGAGCUAAGUUGAGAAUGGAUGUGAUCAACUGUACUGCACAGGAAAUUGUAACUGUACACCAUGAUACAGGCCUGCCCAACAGGUGUGCAAAUUUUCUGAGAAACUGACUUUGGCUGGUCAAUUGUUAUAAACAUUCUUUUUUUGGUUUCUUUAUUAGGAUUUAUCAUCAAAAGCUACAUAUAUCCAACCUUCUAGGUGGGAUUGACACUUGAUUUUGACUUCUGGAUUGUAAUCCAUGUAAAAUGUAUUCAAAUUCCCCAUUAAAGUGGACGGAGAUGAAAGUUCAUAAAAGAAACUUCCAAAAUUUGUUUGAUUGCAUUGUAUAUUUGUACUUAAAGCCAAAGUGGCUUCCUUUUACUACUGUAAACAUGGAAAGAUUAUUGAAUUUUGUCAUCUGCA